ACCGCAUGUGAUGCGUGUAAGUAGGCUUCUUGCUACGUAUACCUGCAUCUCUCAGCUGUGACUGAUGACCGUGUCAUCAGUACAAAACAGAGGAAACCCGGAGGUAGUUGGGGCCAUGUCUUGUGUAUGGGAUCUACAGAAGGUCGUGAACUGACGGUAGUGGACAUUAGUCAUCAAUCAAACUCUUUUAGAAUAAUACUCACUUUUUAUAUAAAACUCUCUUAGCGGAUGAAUAACCAUGAUGGAACAAGAGGAAAGCCAGCCCUUACUGCCUCACAGGCAGAACCACAGAUCUCCACCUCCUCGAAUCACCAUACAUGCAGGCAUGGGUGUGGCUAAGGUUGUAAAAUUAGUAGCUAAAAACUACUGCGUGAAGUGCUGUUCUAAGGAAACAUUAAAGCAGAGAUUUCCCAUCACUAACUGGUUACCCAAAUAUAGUCUGCAAGCACUGCAGUGUGAUUUGGUUGCUGGUCUGACUGUGGCUCUGACUGUGAUACCCCAGGGGCUGGCCUACGCCAAGAUAGCAAGAUUACCCUCACAGUAUGGCCUGUACUCAGCGUUUAUGGGUUGUUUUGUGUACUGUUUCCUGGGGACAGCCAAAGACAUCACCCUUGGACCCACAGCCAUCAUGUCCCUGAUGACGGCGUCCUUUGCGAUCUCACCAGUGGAGAAUGAUGCCACCUACGCCAUCGUCCUCUGUCUCCUGUGUGGGUGUGUCCAGCUCCUCAUGGGCAUCCUAAACCUAGGUAUAUUAGUCAACUUUAUAUCCUAUCCUGUCAUCAACGCCUUCACCUCGGCAGCGGCCAUCACCAUCGGCUUCGGCCAAGUCAAGGGAUUAUUAGGACUUACAGACAUUCCGAGGGAGUUUCUACAUAUGGUGUAUGAAACAUUCAGAAAGAUUCCAGAAACCAAAGUCUGGGAUAUGACCAUGGGGCUGGUGUGUCUUGUGCUCCUGUUCCUACUCAAGAAAAUGCGAGCAAUCCAGUGGAACGACCCUCCAGAUAGCCCUCCUCCAAACUUGUGUGUCCAGUUCUGUCGAUACCUUAUAUGGCUGACAGGGACAGCUGCGAAUGCCAUCAUUGUAAUCUCAGCUUCCGGAGUGGUAGCUAUCCUCAGGAGCCAGAACAUCAAUGAUGCCAUCAGUAUUACAGGCGAUAUACAGCAAGGGCUACCUUCCUUCAGCGCUCCCUCAUUCUCCGUUCAGAAUGGAAAUGACACCAUAUCAGCUGGGACCAUCUUGUCUGGUAUCGGAGCAGGUAUAGGUAUCGUACCACUGUUAGGCCUGGUGGAACUCAUUGCUAUCGGAAAAGCCUUUGCUCGGCAAAAUGAUUACAAAAUCUAUCCAAGCCAAGAAUUAAUAGCUGUUGGUACGGCCAAUAUAUUGAGCUCCUUCAUAUCCUCCUACCCAGUGACAGGAAGUUUCUCAAGAACUGCUGUCAACUCUCAGAGUGGUGUGAAAACACCUGCAUCAGGUCUAAUUACAGGUGCUGUGAUACUGUUAUCCCUACAGUUCCUCACUCCACUCUUCUUCUAUAUUCCGAAGGCAGCACUGUCAGCGGUCAUCAUCUCAGCCGUCAUACAGAUGGUCGACUACAAAAUUGUCAAGAAACUUUGGAAGGCAAAUAAGAUUGACCUGAUCCCUCUGUUUGUGACCUUUUUGUCGUCUUUGGGUGUGGGCAUUGAGUAUGGAAUCAUCAUCGGUGUGGGUGUUGACCUCCUGACCUUGCUGUACCCUAUGGCUAGACCAAAGAUCAAUGUGUCAGACGUGGGCGUGGUGGUACUGAAGAUGGACCAGGGGGUACGCUUCCCAGCCGUCGACUAUAUACAGAGCAGAGUUACAGAGGCAGCUACAGUAAAAGGUGAUAAACUAAGAUCAGUUGUCGUGGACUGUACUUUUGUAACUGCAACGGAUUAUAGCUCUAUGCAGGGCUUCAUUGAGUUGAUUGCAGAGUUCAAAAGGAAAGGAGCACGCAUUGUUUUUGCAUGUCUUAAUGCCAAAGUAUUGAAAAGUUUACAGGACAAAAACAUCCCCGACCUUUUGGUCUGCUCCACUGUGGAUGAAGGAUGUAAACUCCUCCAAGAUGAGUUAAAUCAGGAGUUCGGUGACCUGGGCAAGAGUGGGGAGACAACUGUGGUUGUACCUGUUGACUAUCCAGGUAUAAGACUUUGAUAUGUCAUAAUUAACAUUGACUGGCUGAGGGAUGGAUCAUAGUCAGGAGGUUGUAUCAAUUAAUCCUCCAGCUGUGGUCGUGUAGAGUCGAGGAUCUAAGACGAGGGAAUGCACUUCAACAAUUCUCAGCUUUUCAUCAGUGUAUUAACACUUGUAUAACGAAGUUGUAUUCCCUAGAUUUUACUGACUUAUAGACACAAUAGAAAUACUUGUAUGAUGUAUGUGUCAACAUGGAAAUAAGAACACAGAUAUGGAACAGAGAACAAUGUAUUGUUGACGAUGAUAUUCAAGUGCCAUAAUGACAAUAGAAUCUUAUCUAUAGUACAAUUACCAAAAAAAAAGAAAUCAAUGUGCCAUGAAUAAUGCUAAAAGUACAACAGUUUUAUAACUUGUGGUUGUGUCAUCUUGGUGUUUUGUUUCAAUAGAUUUGUAUCAAGUUUGGUGAAUUAUUCAGUAUACAAUUUAUUACUCAAUUUAAAAGAAAAUAAUUUCAUAUUCUUUAGAUCAACAAUUAUGUAAUUUCUGAUAUACAGGUGGGAAAAUUACAGAAAUUAAAGACCUCUGCUAGCCCCAAAUAAACCUGUUGAUUCUCCACUGCUUACAGAACCAAAUCAAACAUGUCCGACAAUCUCCACAAAGAGAGCAACGAAAGAGCUGUGAUUAGAACUAAUUAUAUAAAGCAAUUUUCUGUAUUAUUCCGAUGUUUUUUUUGAGACAUUGUGGACUAAGCAAAGAUUUUCCAUUUCUAAAGUCCUGUCUACUACCUCUUCCUCAAACUUCUCUAUGAAACUGUCUCCAAUCUGUAUUAGCUGAUCACCUGGUCCAAAGAACCAAGGUAAGCUGAUCCCAAGCCAUGCAUGGUGUCCUCUGUACCGCUCAAUGAAAUCUAUCCAAGGAUUAGGAUUAGGAUUUAAAUUUGUACAAAUGGAAGAGCUAACAUUUGAGUAUGAAGGGACAAACAAAUAUAUGCCAACAGGAAUCACUUCUGAUUCUGCCCAUUAGAACUAUAUCCCUUGGUCCUAACAUUGAAACAAUUGUAAUCCUCAGCCUAUAACAAAAUUUGCGAUUACUGAGCUUCAAGAUUUCAUUACACAUAGGCAAGUGAUACAGGCCCUCUUGGCCUCUUGUUCAUUGCAACUUUCAAGUCUUUUUGCUUAUAAUGAUAACUAUUGGGUCCAAUGUAUUGGAUGUGACAAAUGAUUUUGAUGCUAGGAUUCUAAUUAGCAUUCAACUAAUUUAUUUUAAUAGAAUAUAUCACUACAGGUUUAUAUAUAUAAGUAUAUAUUUUACUGUUGUAUAUUAUGUAUAAAUUUUACUUUAAAAUGACAAAACUUGUGAUAUACUUUAUACAUUUCUUAGAAAUUGAAAUGUUGAAGGCCAAAUUCAAUUAUAAUAAUAAAA
Molecule: messenger RNA, 3571 nt
Organism: Mizuhopecten yessoensis (Yesso scallop)
Lineage: Eukaryota; Metazoa; Mollusca; Bivalvia; Pectinida; Pectinidae
Product: sodium-independent sulfate anion transporter-like
Exons: 22
Coding region: 239-2170 (643 amino acids)
Biological process (GO): transmembrane transport
Cellular component (GO): membrane
Molecular function (GO): sulfate transmembrane transporter activity
Source: RefSeq, a predicted model, not a curated record